CGCGGAGUUUGGAUUCUGGUUCGGGGUUUGGAUCCUGCUUGAGGGCAUCUUGAAGAAACAGCAGAAGAAAUAAUUCUUCUGGAGAAGGUAGGAGGAAAUCUGUACCAUAGUCAUCCUCAUCCAACUCAAUGUGUGAGUUUCCUCAAGAUCAUGGCUGCUGUCCCUCUAAAUAAUCUGCAGGAGCAACUAGAGCGUCACUCAGCCAGAAAACUUAAUAAUAAAUUAAGUGUUUCAAAACCAAAAUCUUCAGGUUUUACUUUUAAGAAGAAAACAUCUUCAGAUAACAAUGCAUCUGUAACUUCUGUAACUAGCGUAUCUGUAGCAAAAACACCUGUGUUAAAUGAUAAAGAUGUGAAUGUGUCAGAGGCCUUUUCCUUCAGUGAGUCUUUGUCCCACAUCACAAAUCAGCAGAACACAAUCAACAAUUUCUUUAAAAAUGUUCCAGCAGGACAGCAAACCAAGGCUACUAGUUCAAAACCAUUACUGCCAGAUACAUUGCAGAUUCCACAGGAAGUUUUGUGUACUACUCAGAACACACCAGCUAUAAAGAACCCCCACAAUGCUGCUUUCAAGAAAUUAGAAUUUAGUUCUUCAUCAGAUUCUUUCAGCAUUAUCAAUGAUUGGGACGAUAUGGAUGACUUUGAUACUUCAGCGACUUCAAAAGCAUUUGCUACACCACACAAAAAUCACUUCGUUAGAGUAAGCACUGCUCAGAAAUCAAAAAAGGCUAAGAGAAACUUUAUAAAACUACAGCCUCAUAAAACAAAUACAGUAAAAACUGAUUUAACUCCCUCCUCCUCUGAAAGCCAGCGAGUUGAUCUGGCUAAGGACCAGAAGGGUGACUCAGAAUGGUUAAGGAGUGGUGUGAUCUGCAUCGACGAUGACCCCAUUUCUGAAGCGCUUAUAAAUGAAGAUACUCAGGAAAGUUACUCUUUGAAAACCCAUUUGAGAAAUGAACAAGAUAAUGGUGAAAAGAAGAAAAAUGUGGAAGAAGUUGAAUUAUGUUCAACUGAGAAGGUUCCAUGUAUUGAGCUUGAUGAUGAUGAUUAUGACAUAGAUUUUGUUCCACCUUCUCCAGAAGAAGAAAUUAUUUCUGGUGCUUCUUCCUCUUUGAAAAGCUUUAGUAUGUUAAAGGAUCUUGAUGCCUCUGACAGAGAGAGGGAUAUUCUCAGCACAUCAAAAAACCUUUUGUCGAAAACAGAGAAGAUGACUACUCAGGAGCCCAAUCCAGAAACCAGUAAAGACUGUGAUGCUAGACAGAUAAAUCUACAGCAGCAGCUUAUUCUUGUGAUGGACCACAUCUGUAAAUUAGUUGAUACAAUUCCUGUUGAUGAAAUGAAAGCUUUGAAUUGUGGGAAUGAGCUGCUUCAACAGCGGAAUAUAAGAAGGAAACUCCUAGCUGAAACAGAUUUUAAUAGAAAUGAUGUCAGUCUUUUUGGUUCAGUGUGGAGACACAGACCUGCUUCACUUGGUAACUCAGUGGAGGCUGAUUCCUGCCUUAUGGGAAAUUCUGUUAAAGAGUUAAAUUUUCCACACCUUCCCUCAAAUUCUCUUUCCACUGGGGAAUAUUUACUGACCACCACCCCAGAGAAGAAAGGAUCUUCAGCCACCUCGAAGAAUCUCUUUGAAAGACCGUUAUUCACUUCCCAUUUACAGAAGUCCUUUGUAAGUGGCCACUGGGCUGAAACACCAAGGAUAGAAAAAAGAAAUGAAAGCUCUUAUUUCCCAGGAAAUGUUCUUACAAGCACGGCUAUAAAAGAUCAGAAUAAAAACACUGCUUCAAAAAAUGACUUAGAAGGAGAAAUCCAGGCUUCCUAUGAUAUUGAUAAUUUUGACAUAGAUGACUUUGAUGAUGAUGAGGACUGGGAAAAUAUAAUGCAUAAUUUAACAGCCAGCAAAUCUUCCACAGCUGCCUAUCACCCUAUCAAGGAAGGUGGACCAAUUAAAUCAGUUUCAGAGAAGAUUUCUUCAGCCAAGACAAACUGUCUUCCAGUGGCAUCUACUGCUCAAAAUAAAAGCUUUUCAGAGUCAAUUCAAAAUCACACUGACAACUUGGCGCAGAAUUUAGCCUCCAAAAAUCUGAAACACGAGCGCUUCCGAGGUCUUAGUUUUCCUCAUACAAAAGAAAUGAUGAAGAUUUUUCAUAAAAAGUUUGGCCUGCAUAAUUUUAGAACUAAUCAACUAGAGGCGAUCAAUGCUGCACUGCUUGGUGAAGACUGCUUUAUCCUAAUGCCCACUGGAGGUGGUAAAAGUUUGUGUUACCAACUGCCUGCCUGUGUUUCUCCUGGGGUCACUAUUGUCAUUUCUCCCUUGAGAUCACUCAUAGUAGAUCAAGUCCAAAAACUGACUUCCCUGGAUAUUCCAGCUACAUAUCUGACGGGUGAUAAGACUGACUCAGAAGCUACAAGUAUUUAUCUCCAAUUAUCAAAAAAAGAUCCAAUUAUAAAACUUCUCUAUGUUACUCCAGAGAAGGUCUGUGCCAGUAACCGCCUGAUUUCCACUCUAGAGAAUCUGUAUGAGAGGAAGCUCUUGACACGUUUUGUUAUUGAUGAAGCACAUUGUGUGAGUCAGUGGGGACAUGAUUUUCGUCAAGAUUACAAAAGAAUGAAUAUGCUUCGUCAGAAGUUUCCUUCUGUACCAGUAAUGGCUCUUACUGCUACAGCCAAUCCCAGAGUACAGAAAGAUAUCCUCACUCAGCUGAAGAUUGUGAAACCUCAGGUGUUCAGCAUGAGCUUUAACAGACAUAAUCUGAAAUACUAUGUGUUACCAAAGAAGCCUAAAAAGGUGGCAUUUGAUUGCUUAGAAUGGAUCAGAAAGCAUCACCCAUAUGACUCCGGGAUAAUCUACUGCCUCUCCAGGCGGGAAUGUGACACAAUGGCUGACACUUUACAGAAGGACGGUCUUGCUGCUCUUGCUUAUCAUGCUGGCCUCAGUGAUUCUGCCAGAGAUGAAGUGCAGCACAAGUGGAUUAAUCAGGAUGGCUGCCAGGUUAUCUGUGCGACAAUCGCAUUUGGAAUGGGGAUUGACAAACCUGAUGUGCGAUUUGUGAUUCACGCAUCUCUCCCUAAAUCUGUGGAGGGUUACUACCAGGAAUCUGGCAGAGCUGGACGAGAUGGAGAAAUAUCUCACUGCCUGCUUUUCUAUGCCUAUCAUGAUGUGACCAGACUGAAGAGACUUAUAAUGAUGGAGAAAGAUGGAAACCAUCAUACACGAGAGACUCACUUCAAUAAUUUGUACAGCAUGGUACAUUACUGUGAAAAUAUAACAGAAUGCAGGAGAAUACAGCUUUUAGCUUACUUCGGUGAAAAUGGAUUUAACCCUGAUUUUUGUAAGAAAUACCCGGAUGUUUCUUGUGACAAUUGCUGUAAAACAAAGGAUUAUAAAACAAAAGAUGUGACUGAUGAUGUGAAAAAUAUUGUAAGUUUUGUUCAAGAAUAUAGUUCAUCGCAAGGAACAAGAAAUAUAAAACAUGUAGGUCCUUCUGGAAGAUUUACUAUGAACAUGCUGGUUGACAUUUUCCUGGGGAGUAAAAAUGCAAAAAUUCAGUCAGGUAUAUUUGGAAAGGGAUCUGCUUAUUCACGACACAAUGCCGAAAGACUUUUUAAAAAGCUAAUACUUGAGAAGAUUUUGGAUGAAGACUUAUAUAUCAAUGCCAAUGACCAAGCAAUUGCCUAUGUGAUGCUGGGAACAAAAGCCCAAAGUGUACUAAGUGGGCAUUUAAAGGUAGACUUUAUGGAAAUGGAAAAUUUCAGCAAUUUGAAAAAACAAAAAGCUUUAGUGGCAAAAGUAUCUCAGAGGGAAGAGAUGGUUAAGAAAUGUCUUGGAGAACUUACAGAAGUCUGCAAAUCUCUGGGGAAAGUUUUUGGUGUCCAUUACUUCAAUAUUUUUAAUACUGCUACUCUCAAGAAGCUUGCAGAAUCUUUAUCUUCUGAUCCUGAGGUUUUACUUCAAAUUGAUGGUGUUACUGAAGACAAGCUGGAAAAAUAUGGUGCAGAAGUGAUUCCAAUAUUACAGAAAUACUCUGAGUGGACAUUGCCAGGUUCAGUAUUCAGCAAAUCCGAGGACAGUUCUCCAGGGGUAAACCUGUCAGGCAGCAGAGGCCCUGGAAAGAAUGACAUCGAGGAGCUUGAUGAGGAAGUGCCUGUGUCUUCUCACUACUUUGCAAAUAAAACCAGAAAUGAAAGAAAGAGGAAGAAGAUGCCAACUUCCCAAAGGUCUAAGAGGAGAAAAAGUAGUUAUGGUGGUUUCAAGGCAAAGGGGGGGACUACCACAUGCAGAAAGACAUCUUCUAAAAGUAAAUCCUCCAACAUAAUUGGAUCCAGUUCAGCCUUGCAUGGUUCUCAGGCAACAUCAGGGGCCAGUAGAAAAUUGGGAAUUAUGGCUCCACCAAAGCCUAUAAAUAGACCAUUUCUUAGGCCUUCCUAUGCAUUCUCAUAACAAUCAAGUCUCCAUAUACACAGAUCUUCUUUGUUGUUUGUCAGCAUCUGACCACCUGUGAAUAUAAAGCAGUUAGUCUUAUUAUGCCAUUUUGAAAUUUUUACUUACAUCUACUAAUAUUUAAAUAAAUGCUUAGGAGUGAUCAUUCUUGUUUUUUAAAUAAAUAAUUUUUUUGAAUAGCAUGUUUUGCUGCCACUGGAAGUAUUGUGACCAUUGUUUCUCAGAAUGUCUAAGCAGCAGCUAAAUCAUCUCUCAGAUAAAUCCUAAGCAUAACAUAAAACACAGAAGUCAAAGGAAGAGACACCCAUGGGACAUUGUGAAAUUGUGCAGCAAAAUUGAAAGACAAAUGACAGAGAAAAUAUGUUACAAAGGAUUAAUGUCCACAGUAUACAAAGAGUAUCUAUAAAUCAUUAAGAAAAGCUCAGUACAGAAGACAAGUAACAAAGAAUGUGAAUGGGCUAGUUCCAGAAGAAGAAAUUCUAAUGGCCCACAAAUAUGUGAAAAAUCCUCCAUAUCCCUAAUUAAAAAUAU
Molecule: messenger RNA, 4968 nt
Organism: Sciurus carolinensis (gray squirrel)
Lineage: Eukaryota; Metazoa; Chordata; Mammalia; Rodentia; Sciuridae
Gene: Blm
Product: BLM RecQ like helicase
Exons: 23
Coding region: 151-4437 (1428 amino acids)
Biological process (GO): double-strand break repair via homologous recombination; DNA replication; telomere maintenance
Cellular component (GO): cytoplasm; chromosome; nucleus
Molecular function (GO): ATP binding; four-way junction helicase activity; hydrolase activity, acting on acid anhydrides, in phosphorus-containing anhydrides
Source: RefSeq, a predicted model, not a curated record